Messenger RNA from Chanos chanos (milkfish), 3224 nucleotides. It is a transcript of the gene grinaa, whose product is annotated as glutamate receptor, ionotropic, N-methyl D-aspartate-associated protein 1a (glutamate binding). Gene Ontology annotation, cellular component: membrane; endoplasmic reticulum; Golgi apparatus. Gene Ontology annotation, biological process: negative regulation of apoptotic signaling pathway. The transcript has 7 exons. The coding region runs from base 128 to 1180 and encodes 350 amino acids. The record is from RefSeq and is a predicted model, not a curated record. Lineage: Eukaryota; Metazoa; Chordata; Actinopteri; Gonorynchiformes; Chanidae.
AUACCUGUCAAGUUACGAGACAAAGACGGGAGUCUUCGGCGACAUUUGGUGUGAAAGCUCUAUAUUUAGCUGUUAUUUUAUUACAGAAAGCUACUGAAGUAGAGGUGUGCUGUCUUGACUAGACGUCAUGUCCCAAGAUAAGAGUGGUUACCCUGUCAUGGGAGAGUGCAACCCUCUCCACAGCGACGUCUUCGGGGGGGCGCCCAAUCCCAACACUUUCGGGAUGCCCCCGCCCAACUACACUCAAGCUCCGGGGAUGCCACCGUACCCUGCGCCCGGUCCCUACGGGCAGCCAGGCUUCCCCCAGGGCGCCCCAGCAUUCGGCCAAGUACCUUACCCACAGAUGCCCUACCCACAGAUGCCCUACCCACAGGGCCCCUACCCAAAAGGACCCUAUGAGCAAGGCCCCCCUCAGCCCGGAUUUGCUGGAGACCCCAGUGGUUCAGCGAGCAGCCCCGGUUACCAGGGUGACGGACCCCCUUCUUACUAUGACAACAAUGAGUUCACCGGCUCUGGCUUUGAGGACAAGACCAUACGUCAGGCCUUCAUAAGAAAGGUCUUCAUGGUCCUGACUGUCCAGCUGAUGGUUACCUUCUCUUUCGUGGCCGUCUUCACCUUCGUCCAUGACGUCAAAGUGUUUGUGCGGCAGAACAACUGGACCUACUACGUCUCCUACGCCAUCUUCUUUGUGUCGCUGAUCGUGCUCAGCUGCUGCGGCGACUUCCGUCGCAAACACCCCUGGAACCUGGUGGCGCUGUCAAUCCUCACACUGAGCCUGUCCUACAUGGUGGGCAUGAUCGCCAGUUUCUAUGACACAGACACGGUCAUCAUGGCCGUGGGUAUCACCGCCGUGGUCUGUUUCACUGUGGUCCUCUUUUCACUGCAGAGCAAGUACGACUUCACGUCCUGUCGUGGAGUUCUCUUCGUCUGUCUCAUCGUCCUCCUGCUCUUCUCCCUCCUCUGCAUCUUCAUCCGCAACAAGAUCCUGCACAUCGUUUACGCCUCCCUGGGAGCCCUGCUCUUCACAUGUUUCUUGGCUGUUGACACCCAGCUUCUCCUGGGCAAUAAGAAACUUGCCCUGAGCCCUGAGGAAUACAUCUUUGCUGCUCUCAACCUUUACACUGACAUCAUCAACAUCUUCCUCUACAUCCUGGCCAUCGUGGGCCGUUCCCGGGAAUGAGGACCCCUGCCAGCGGGGAGGAAGAGAGGUUCACCCGACUUCCCCUGAAUCGAUGGUUUUGUGCUCUUUCUAUCACUUCUCUUCACAGAAUCUUCUAGACUCCCCUGUUUGCCCCCCCCCCCCUCCUACCUCAUAUUAACCCUUCUUACCUAAAGCAGACAUAGAGGAUAGCAGACAAAGGAAUUGUUUUUUUUUUUUUUGUGCCUCUUUAGUCCUGACAUGAAUAGCAGACAAAGAAAGGCACAUUUUUAUUUGUAGAUGUUUUAGAUAUUUAAACAGUGGGUUUCAUGAAGACCAACCCCCUUUUGUUUUGUUUUGUUUUUUUUUUUUGUUCUGGCGACACUCCAUCUGCCCGUUGUUCCACUGGCUGCGUCUCCCCUUCAGUCUGUUCCUGCUCUCACAGGGAUGGUGUACUAUAGAAUGACUCAUCACAAAACCUUCCAACAGCAUAGCUGAAAUCUCGCUGACCUCUGGAAGCUUUGGCAUUCUGCCCAGUAGAACUGCAGCACGAGCGAUAAAGAUGGCUGGCAGAGAGAGAGAGAGAGAGAGAGACAGAGAGAGGACGUUUACUGCGUAGUGUAUUUUCAAGCGCAGUGAUAGCACUGAGGGUCGGGGCAUGAAGAACCUUAACAAUCCUUUAUUCUGUCCCCCGUGUCUUUUCAGUCAGCUGACUGCUGUACAGUUACUCCUUGUGGUCAUCUAACAGGGCGAAGAAAGAAUGAGAGUAGGCGAAAUCAGUCUGAUAUACCUCUCCCAACCUGCUUAUCUAAUAGCUGUAAAACAGCUAAACCCACUCCAGCUACAGGCAUGACUAUAUGAAUGACCCUCAUACGUAAAUCUGACGUCUGCUUUUAACGACCGCUAACAAAUGCACAGAUGUUAAGACGGAAGUGAUAGAGAAAAUAUGAAAGCUUAGAAGUGGAUUAUAUAGUCAGAAAUCCUAACCAAGAGUUUCUUUACCACCUGUAUAUAUGUUCGAACAAAGAUGUUUUCCUGGAAUGAGAGAAAGUUUUGACGCGUGCGUUACUUGCUUUCUUAUUAAGUUAAAAAGGUCAGUACUGGAAGUUUUGUUUUUAAUCACUCAAUUUCAAAUUUCUCCCUAAUGUUCUCACACCUUAUCUCUCUCCUUGUUAAGUUCUUGGGUUUUUUUGUUUUUUUUUUAUUGUCUUCACCUAGCAGAAUUUGUUCUUUUUUUCUUCUGAAAUGAACUGUUGUGAAAUAUGAAACUAUGACUUUAUCUGUUAAAUUCUGUUUUAUGUCAUUGUUGUUUGGUUUGUUUGUUUGUUUGUUUUCUUUUUUGUACAAAGCUUUUUAGAGGGAUCACCAGUUGCUUGUAAUCUUAAGGGUAUAAAAAUCCACACGCUGACAAUAACACAUGGUGUUGAUGAUGUGCUAUGUUAUUUAUCCUCUAUUUAUUGAAUUUACUGUGGAGUGCAGGGGAAUGAUGGAAUUGAAACAUUUCCCUGCGACGAAGAGUAAUGAAAUCUCAUUGGGAAGUCCAGAAAUACAGAAGACUAUCUGUUCUAUAGAAUGUGCUCGACAGCAUUAAAACCUGCUGCUAUCAUCAAAACUUACCUUAGAACACCAACCGUGUGUGAGGAUGAAGUGUUAACUAAGUGCAGUGCAGAGUCGGGGGGGGGGGGCUUCAGUUGCAGUUGGUGCAUAUAUUGCACAUGUUAAAAUGAAGGAAAAUCUUAAGAUGAUGUAUGAAAUGGUGUGAUAAUAUAUUUUUGGUAUAUGUUGUCCAUUUUAAACAUGAAUUGUGAUCAGGGCUGUUUUGCCUCAGGAUGUUCACGCUGAAUUAGUGAUGGUUCAGAGAAAUGUCUUGCACUCCACUCAGAAACACAGAUGCCAUAAGAUAAAGGUGAAAACUGGUGAUGUAACCUGUCUAUACUCGAACAUGAAGAAUUCGACACCUAACAUUUUGAUAUCCUUAAUGAUAUCGCUAACAUCUUAAAAGACCUGAAUGUGAAUUAAUAUUGUCAUGGUUACAAAGUAAGCUUUAUAGACCCCCCCUUUAUGUUUUUUUUCUUUUCCUUUUUAA